Messenger RNA from Elaeis guineensis (African oil palm), 1792 nucleotides. Its product is annotated as SNF1-related protein kinase regulatory subunit gamma-1-like. NCBI's taxonomy places the organism in Eukaryota, Viridiplantae, Streptophyta, Magnoliopsida, Arecales, Arecaceae. The record is from RefSeq and is a predicted model, not a curated record.
GCGCAGACGCGUGGCUUCGAGUAGUACGCGUGGCAAGGCAAAAAGCUGCCAAGCUAGCGAAACGCAAGGACCUCCUCCCCCAAGAACUCAUGCCAGAAUUAUCAAACCGUAGAUCCAAGAAGAAGAUCGAAAAAAAAUCCUAAAACAUCGAGAAAUUCUCUGCUUAAAUUGCUACAUCUCUGUCUGCCUUACCAUUUUUUUGAAAUGGCACAAGCUGAAAUGACAUCAAGAAUACCAAACUGUGAUGCGUAUUUUGAGACCAUCCAGUCAAAAAAGAAGUUACCAUACUCUUUACAGGAAUCUUUGACAGCUGCUUUUGCACAAAUUCCGGUUUCAUCAUUCCCUGAAGUUCCAGGAGGCAAAGUAAUUGAGAUUCAAGGUGACACGACUGUUAUUGAUGCUGUUCGAAUUCUAUCGGAACACAACAUAUUGGCUGCUCCAGUAAGAAACUCAGAGGCAGGGGAUAGUAUAAAUUGGAGGGAAAGGUAUUUGGGAGUAAUUGAUUAUGCUGCAAUCAUUCUCUGGGUGUUAGAGAAUGCGGAACUUGCUGCUGCUGCUCUAUCGGCGGGAUCAGCAACAGCUGCAGGAGUGGGAGCAGGUGCUGUUGGUGCUCUUGGAGCAGCAGCCUUGGGUGCAACUGGUCCAGUGGCAGUUGCUGGGCUGGCUUUUGCUGCUGUUGGGGCAGCAGUGGCUGGUGGAAUGGCUGCAGAGAAAGGUAUAUGGAAGGAUGCUCCCACUGCUGCCGAUAAAUUGGGAGAAGAUUUCUACAAAGUCCUCCUUCAAGAAGAACCCUUUAAAUCAACAACAGUUAAGUCGAUUGUGCAGUCAUAUCGUUGGGCACCCUUCCUCCCUGUUGGGCUAGACAGUUCAAUGCUUACUGUAUUGCUCUUGCUUUCAAAGUAUAGAUUGAGAAAUGUACCUGUGAUUGAAACCGGCAAGCCUUUUAUUAAGAAUUUUAUCACCCAAACAGCAGUAGUACAAGGUCUCAGGCAAUGCAAGGGAAGGGACUGGUUUGAUUGCAUUGCUGCACGCACACUUUCAGAUCUUGGACUUCCUUUUAUGUUGCAUAAUGAGGUUAUUAGCAUCAAUAGUGAUGAAUUGAUCCUAGAAGCAUUCAAGCGUAUGAAGGACAACAAGAUUGGUGGCCUUCCUGUUGUAGAGGGACCUGGACGCAAAAUUGUUGGUAGCUUGAGCAUACGUGACAUCAAAUUCUUGUUGCUCAAGCCUGACCUGUUUUCUGAUUUCAGGCAGCUAACUGUUAUGGAUUUCAUGAAGACCAUAGGCUAUACAAUGGCAUCACCAACAACAUGUUUACCUGAUGCCUGCCUUGGAAGUGUGAUCGAUAGCCUGGCAUUGAAAUCUGUCCAUCGGAUUUAUGUAGUCGAGGGAGAUGAUCAUGAAUUAGUUGGUGUCGUGACACUCAGGGAUGUCAUCUCUUGCUUCAUCUACGAGCCUCCUAAUCAUUUUGAUAACUAUUUUGGAUUUGCAAUGAAGGAGAUGCUGAACCAGUGAAAUCAUAGGACACUUGAUCAUCCAGAUCACAUCCACAAGCACUGUCAGGCAGAAAUUUCCAGCACACAUUCUGCAUUCCCCUGCUAAUUUCAUACUUCUUAUGCUGAUAAUUUGAUAAAUUAUUAGUUACCCAACAUUGUGUGGUGUUGUACUGCCAGUAUCGAGAUGUCAUACAGAUGGUUGCACUGGGAGAUGUCUUUCUUUCUUCUUGGGACUGGAGGAAUUGAAUGAGUACUGCUAUCUAUGCAUAAAAUGAGAAUGGUGCUCACGUUUGUUUGCA